GGGUCCUCGAGCAGGAGCGGGUCGUUCAAGCGGCCGGGUCUCGACGGGAGCACGUCUUCGACACCGUCGCCCGCGCCUGACGCAAAUCGAAAGAAGUUCGAUUCACUCCGCCUGCCCUCGCAGGGCGGCGUCGGCUCAAAGCUCGCUCAGGUGCACACGCCGGUCCCGUCGGUGAUGACGCCGACGGGCGUCAUGGCGCAGCGGACGAAGAAGCGGGCGAUGUCACCGUCCUCGCUCAACAAACUCCAGGCGAAGGUCCUCCGUGCGAAGCUGAUGAGCGACCCGAAUGCCGAGGUGCUGGAGAAGGAGUACGAGGAGGAGCUGAAGCGGACGAACGAUCCCAGUGCUGAUGAGGGCGAGACGCAGGUCGAGCUGUUGCCCACGCUGGACGUGCACGGGAACUUGUACGAUGUUGAGCAACGCGACCCGAAGACUGGCGAGAUCAUUCGCAUCAACGCCGACGAUGACGACAUCACACUCGGCGAGAUGCUGCGACAGGAGCGGUUCAAGUCUGGGGCUGCUGACCAGAAGAAUCUGGACGAAGAGUUCGCACGAGCAAUUGCUACUGAUAGCGGCUUCGUUGCAAACUUAGACUACAUGGAUGACAAUGCGGAGAAGCUCGGUCGUAAGAAAAUGCGUUCGGAUGCCAUGAAGAGGCAGUUCGCCAUCAAUGAUUACAAAAAGACACAGCAGGUCCUUGCCACGUGUCCAUUCUGCUACGGAGAAGACGACUCGCCACCUAAAGCACCAGUCGUCGCCAUGGGUACCCGUGCCUACCUGUCGUGCUUGCUGAACGAGGAACUUGUCGAGGGCCAUUGUCUAAUCGUUCCCAUACAACAUCAUCUGACUUCACUCGAGGCCGAUGACGACGUUUGGGAUGAGAUUAAGAACUUUAUGAAGUCCCUCAUGAAGAUGCAUGCGGAGCAGGACAAGGGCGUAGUCUUCUAUGAAACAGUCAUCAGUCUCAAGCACCAGAAGCAUACAUACAUAGAAUGUGUCCCGCUUCCCUGGGAACAAUUCGACCAAAUCCCAGGCUACUUCAAGGAAUCGAUCCUCAUGUCCGAAGUAGAAUGGUCGCAGAACAAGAAGCUGAUUGACUUCAGCCAGCGCCGUGGGGGCUUCAGGCGGUCGAUGGUGCCCAACCUGCCCUACUUCAUGGUCCAAUUUGACUACAAAGGCGAAAAAGGAUAUGGACAUGUCAUCGAGGGCACUGGCGAGGCGGCCGAUGCGGGCGAUGAAGACGGGGCGAUAGACGAGGGUGGCAAAGGCAGCGGUGAAUUCCCGCGGUACUUCGCGACAGAGAUCAUCGGUAACGUCCUCGACCUCGAGCCGAGGAAGUGGAGACAUCCGCGGCGGGUCGACUUCACAUUCAACAAGAAUAGGGUCGCGAAGUUCCGGAAGCAGUACGACAAGUAUGACUGGACGGUGAUGAUCGCGAAGCAGCCGGAGGUAGCAUCGUAG
Molecule: messenger RNA, 1461 nt
Organism: Phanerochaete carnosa HHB-10118-sp
Lineage: Eukaryota; Fungi; Basidiomycota; Agaricomycetes; Polyporales; Phanerochaetaceae
Exons: 6
Biological process (GO): mRNA splicing, via spliceosome
Cellular component (GO): post-mRNA release spliceosomal complex
Source: RefSeq, a predicted model, not a curated record